CUUUAGUAUAGUUAUAGUGACCUCAAACGACCUCCAAAGGGAGGUAGGAUGUGUAAAAAUAGAUAACUUUUUGUACCAAUGUAAGUGUAUUGUCAAGUGAUAUGACCCUUAAAUACUUCCUGGUUGAAUUGUUAUCAGGAAGAAAGUGAAUUGAAAAUACCAAAAUUUUUUUUUUUAACUUAGCAUUUAUUUAUUUCUAGAACUUUUUGGAAUAAUAUUUUUUCCGAAUUUCACUACAAUCAAAUGGAUGAAGAAGAUGUUCCUUCAAUUGACCAUGGAGACGAAUAUGAUUUGGAAGAUAUCUCUAUAUAUGAGCUUUCUGAUACAGCUGAUACAGAAAGUAUCAACACUGAUGAUCCUAGUAAUCGGAGAAGCUCAUUUAGAGACAGGAGGAACUGCUUGUGGUCAAUUAUAUUUUCCUGGAUAGUGUUUCCUGCCACUGCAGGGAACUUACUUCCAGAUGUCAUCGGUAGACGUCAUAGUCGAGAUGGACAAAUUUCUUCAAUAGUAACUUUAAAAGCAGCCGUUGGAAUUCUUGUAGUAUUAAUGUAUAUUAGGUUUAGUCCUGGAAGAAUGGAGGGUCUUCAGUUAAAGCAUGCGCAUUUGGAAUCGUCAAGUUAA
Molecule: messenger RNA, 621 nt
Organism: Mytilus californianus (California mussel)
Lineage: Eukaryota; Metazoa; Mollusca; Bivalvia; Mytilida; Mytilidae
Exons: 4
Coding region: 244-621 (125 amino acids)
Source: RefSeq, a predicted model, not a curated record